AUGUCAGUGUCUGUCCAUCCGGUGGGUACUCCGCCUGCUACAGACACGUCAACCCCGAUGACUGCAGGCAAGCAGUCUGCGCUCCUAACCAAAUCAAAUAAUCCUGUUGGCGACCCAGUCAACGAUGCAACCAGAGACCCUAAAUUUGGCCCAGGCACCGGUCAAGCUUUCUUCUCAACGGGGCUUGGUGCUCGCGCCCCUCGUUCUCUGGGUGACAACUGCCCGCCUGUUAUCACACGUAGCGUCCAAAAUCCCGCAGUCGUAGCACAGGCAGCAUCGUAUUGGCAGAUCAAGUACAAGAGCCAAUGUCUUUGCAUCCUCCCUUCACAAGGAUGGACUGUCGAAGAUCUUUGGGACGCCGAAGAUAUCCAUGUCGAGGGCAGGAAGUUCUGUGAGGAGAUGCUAACCUUCAUCUCACGGAGCACCUACUACUGGACGGAUAGAUUCGCUAGAGACUGGGCGCGAGCACAUCCUGAUCGAGUCGACUUUACCGGGCUUGAGAUGGGGAACGUCUACAACACCAACGAUUCACUUGACAUUGUUGACAAGAUCUUCAUCUUUGGGGAGCCCAUAGACUUCCCUCGUGUGUUCCUUUGGCACGUCGCUUACAUCUUGGUUGGUACCUGGAUUGAGAUGAACAAGGCCAUGGAUGCGACGUUGCGUACAAGCCUGAUCCCACAAACACAUGCCGGGGAACAAAAGAUCGCCAGUGGAGAGACAAAGCCUUCGUCUGUCCUUCACAGUAUGUCAGACAGGAAGAAAACCAAGCCUUCGCCUGCUGUUGAAAAGCUACAUCUCACAACGAUCAUGGCUUCCGGAGCGUCAGAUCUGCCCGAUACCCGCCUUCUCCCUCAGCGCAUCCCAUCGCAAGGCCCCAUACAACCUGGAACCCAUUCUGGUCUGAUGAGAAGCGGUAACGCGGGUGUCGUCAUGGGGUCUCCUAGAGUGUCGCCCAACCUGCAUGUGCCACCCUUGGUCAUUCCAAGAGCCAACCGCAACAUGGGAUCUGGGUCUUAUGGCCAGCGAGAUGGCUGGAUUGAGAACAGUAACCGUACUACGUACGGUGCGUACCCACGACAGCCCUCUGUUACUGUACCCAACAUGCAAUCGCCCUCAUUCUUGCCCCCGCAGAUGGCAAUGGGCCAACAAAUCCCACAUGCAAUGAUUCCGGGCUUACCUCCCUACGUUCAGAUGACUCCCACUGGGUAUGGCUUUCAGCAACCUGAUCUUGGGAUGAUGUCUCGUGCGCACAUCAAUUACCAGCAAGGCAUGAUGCAGAAUCAGCCCACGAACCCAGCAUUUCCCCAUUACCCGAACGAUCAGAAUAUCUCUGUGGGCGACAUGAGCAACAACAUGUACCAUACUAAUAGCAUGAUGUAUCAACACCAGGACCCUCGCGCGCCGAUGCCUCGUCGGGUCAACCAGCGCAAUGCCCAAGACCUCUUCGAUCCUUACAGCGGCAACAACCCUAAGUUUAAUGGUGCACCAGGAUACAACAGCGGACCCCGAAAGGGUGGCAAUAACAGCUUCGUGCCUCAGCCUGGUCGUGGACGCAAGGUGUCGAACAUGAGUGGGCGUGAUGCGUAUAGCAGAUCCAACGCCGAUGUCAGUGCCAAAGGACCACCUGGCGGACCUCGCAACCUUGACUUCAACGCUCGACGGCGUCUUUCUGAGGAUGAUCCGACCAUUACUGGCGACUCUGUCUCUGGUUGCGGUCAUACAUGGAUUGGGCCAAAAAACUUGACCGUGAAUGAGCUUUGGAUCGGAGACUUGCCGCCGGAUGUGAGAGAAGAUGAGAUCAUCCAGCUGUUCAAGCAGACUGUUGACGUUACUGCCACUGUAAUCUCCCUGCGGAGUAGACUUCCGCAAAAUGGUACUCAUGCUUUCGCUACAUUUGCUUCAUGCGCGGAAGCUAAGGUAGCUUUGGGCAUCACGAAGCUCAAUCCUUACCUUCGAGGCGGCCGUCUCACCGUGACAGUACCGAGGCGUUUCUUCCAGAAGGACACACCCUCAACCUCAGGCUACUUUGAUCAGUCACUUACCGGGAAGGUAACCGAUCACACAAAUCGUGAUGUUACACGCACCAUGACUCAGCAAGAAGAGAAGACUAUUAGGGAUGCAGAUCCAGACCCGACUACGGCGAAUGGCAAGGCAUUGUACUCUCCCCAGGAUGCUAGAAGCGGCCUGUCGAAGCCACCCACAGAGACAGCAAUCAAAGACCGCCCGGAGAUGGAAUGUACUAAACUCGAUAUGUUCAGACGCCAACAGAAGUCCCCUACGAAGAGGAAUAAAGGCAAAGGCAAGCGCGAGUCACCGGUCAAAAACAUCAGCUCAGUAGAGAAGAUUCCAAAAACAUCUGAGAAAAUGAACACCGAUGAUCCGACUAUCAUCGAAGAGGAAAAUUUUAGCACGAAGUUCAUAAAUACGAUUAUUGAGCCUACGAAGCUAGAGUACAUUGACGGCAGAACUUUGGGCCAAGAACUUUCAUUUCCUGUAACUGCUGCUAGUCCAGCUGUUGAUCAGCCGGUAGAUGCAGCACGCGAAUUGACACUACAACUUGCCGAGAAUUUCGAAGCGUCCGAUAUUGAGCAUGACGACGAAGAGUUCCUGACGGAACUGAAGCCUGACACCUCGCUUUCCCCUAUGCGCAUGCAGUCAAAGAUCUCGGAAACCACAUCUGAUACUGUUCCGAUUACUGAAAUCUGCAAGAUCACGAGUGUCGGGAUGUUCAACACACUUUCGAAGGAAUUGUCCUCGCGAGUAGUAGACGAUAGCCUCUCGGAGGACGAAGCCAAGAAUGACAAUAGCUUCCACUCGGCGCCAGAAGUUCAGCCUGAGUCUGUGCAAGUAGAGCCUCAACCGGGGAUUGAAGACAAGGCGAUAACCGCGAAGCAAGUUAUCUCAGAAUCACCGCUUGUAGCUGCUAAGGCUGAUGUGCGUGAUUUGCAAACAUUACAAACUCAGCGCUCUAUUACUCAAUUCGAAAAGCCUGCAUCCGUGCCAUUGAAAGAAGUGGUCACGCCCCAAGCUUCAGGUUCGGAAGAUUCGCAAGAGCGCGCAAUGAGCACUACAAGCGAUACUGCGCGCAAAUCUGCUCUAGAUAGCGCAGCAACUUCGACAACUACAGAAGUCUCACCUACAGAUGUGAGCAAGAAAGCUGGCGCUUCGCAAAUACAGUCGCUUCACCCAUUUGCGAAGAACAAGUUCCAGGCAAAGAAAGAGAGGGAGGCCAAAAAGAAGCAGCAAAAGAAAGAAGACGCCGAUCGCAUCGCCAAGGCAAAGGCUGAGAAGGCCACAUCUUCGAAUAAGCAUAACGAAGGUCUUAUCGUUCAGCCUAAUGCAGGGUCACUUGAGGACUUCACAGAAUCAUCCACGACUAGAGAUGCGGUUACCAAACUGGGAGUAGCACACUCUAGUCCCAACGGCGAUACAACGACAGGUAAAAAGAAGUCUAAAAAGAAGGCAAAGGCGGCAACUUCAGAGACCGGCUCUACAGAUCGCGAAAAAAAAGCCAAAAAUGAGGAAGAGACUGGUAAGCUCGAUGGUAUUAUCAAAGAUUCCAAGGAGAUCCCUUCAAUAACUCUUAAGGCGGAAAAGGCGAGAGAACACAAUACCGAUCCAGUCAAGCAGGAAUCCUUGGAUCGAUCUGGGGCAGUAUGGGUUGCUGAACCCACUUCCUCACGUGCAUCACCUGCCCGUCCAAUGACCACCAAAGCACAAACCUCUACCAAAAACAUGCCGGCUGAAGUAAAUGACCCCCCGAAACUCACUUACAAUCAACCUACUCACAUUACAGGCCCUCUAGUCCCUCAGAAAGACUCAAAUCUAGGUCUCGCUCUUCCGUCUUUUGCUCCGAAUGACCACUUUCACUCUCAGCACAGUACCCCAAUUCAAGAGCACAUAUCUCGCAGCUCUUCCCCUUCCACAUUAGUCGGAGACGAGGACGAAAUGUCACCGUUUGUUCACUCCAUGCCUGCCCCCAAGCUCCCGAAACUCGCGCAGCUCGUUUCUGUUUCUGCUGAAGCACCCUACCCCAAUACUUCCAUGACUACAACACCCAAAAAGAAAAAGAAGAAGUCCAAAAAGAACAGAAACAGUGCUUCGAAUAUGCCUAAUUCCACACAACCUCACAUAUCUGGAAACGCCCGUGGAUCUGCCGGCCUUGAUGAGGACUAUCAUACCUACGAUCCUUUCGCUUCGCAACUGAGCCAUAUCGAUGCCAUCCGUCGUGCGGUUACUUAUGACACCUCGUCUUACUUUGCACGCACGAAUGCACGAAUCGAGAAGGAAGCCGAGGAGCGCAAGGAAGCUGGCCAAUCUCCCAAAGCGAGUAGAUUCUGCUCCACACUAAAGGGAGACGUAGCUAAUUUGUAA
Alternaria burnsii is the source of this 4374-nucleotide messenger RNA. RefSeq lists its product as uncharacterized. The coding region runs from base 1 to 4374 and encodes 1457 amino acids. The transcript is spliced from 7 exons. NCBI's taxonomy places the organism in Eukaryota, Fungi, Ascomycota, Dothideomycetes, Pleosporales, Pleosporaceae. Gene Ontology annotation, molecular function: RNA binding. The record is from RefSeq and is a predicted model, not a curated record.